Molecule: messenger RNA, 1106 nt
Organism: Python bivittatus (Burmese python)
Lineage: Eukaryota; Metazoa; Chordata; Lepidosauria; Squamata; Pythonidae
Source: RefSeq, a predicted model, not a curated record
CAAGGCAACUGGAAGAGCAGAAUCUGCUUCUUGCUGGGCUGAGACGGUGCCGUGGAAGCGUUGUGGGUGUCUGGAGAGAGGUGCCAUCUGGAGCACGCCUCUCCGUGUGCAGGGAUCUCUUCUGAAGGGUAUUGGGUCAGGUUUGGCUCCCUGCCUUGCUGAGCCAGCAGACUUCUACUCGCUUGUUGGUUGAGGCAGAGUGAGGAAUGGUGGCCUGUGGGUGAGAAGUUCUGGUUUCCUGCAGUAUCUGACCCAUGUGAACGGCAAGAGAAGAAACCCGGGUGCUCUGCCUGGCAUCUGGGACUCCUCCAAAGAGCCUGGCCAACAGCACCGCCAGGAUGGACGGGAGGCUGCUUCUCUUCUGCUCUUUCCUGGUUCCAGUGAUCUUGGCAGAUGCGACUGAUCAAGAGAAAGAAAAGGAUCCCUUCAACUAUGACUACCAGACCCUGCGGAUCGGUGGCCUGACCUUUGCCGUGGUUUUCUUCACGCUCGGGAUCCUGCUCAUUCUGAGUAGGCGAUGCAGGUGCACCUUCAACGGGAAGCCCAGGGCUUCUGGCGAUGAGGAGGUCCAGGCUGAGAAUCUGAUUGCUUCAAAUGGUAAGGCCUUUGCCACGCCCUGCCCCACUUCGGGGAAAGCUUUCCUGGCCCUGGAAGGGGACGCCUUCUUUUUCAAAGUUGCCCUGCUUGGGGCUUUUUUCCAUUUCACAGCCAGAGAGAAACCACCCUCUCCACCAGCCCCCCUUCCCAUUUCCUCCAGCAUAAAAUCACCACAUUAUUCAGCUGAAUGGCAAAGCUCUUUCUGCAGCGAGAUCCGAGCAGCCUGGAGGGACAGUGGCACGAUGGGACCAGCUCCUUUCACCCCCACCGACGUGGCAAAAAGUUUGCCGGAGAAGGAGAAGGACGUAUUUUCUUACGAUUACGAGACCGUCCGCCACGGAGGUCUCGUCUUCGCUGUGGCGGCCUUCCUGAUCGGGCUCGCUAUCAUUUUCAGUCGGCGGUUCCGUUCCACAGCAGAACCUGAGGAAAAGGCACCUGUCCCAUUAGGAGCCCAAGCAAUGCCGUGGAUCAGUCACUGGGAAUCCUCGGCUGGGGAAACAGGGCAUUGA